This is a messenger RNA of Zingiber officinale, 734 nucleotides long. RefSeq lists its product as uncharacterized. The transcript has 2 exons. Lineage: Eukaryota; Viridiplantae; Streptophyta; Magnoliopsida; Zingiberales; Zingiberaceae. Bases 95 to 646 code for a protein of 183 amino acids. The record is from RefSeq and is a predicted model, not a curated record.
AUGAGACUUGCUCCAAUAAUGAAGAUAAGAAUUGGGUGUCCGUCCCCUUGUUCUCUGAAAGAGAAGAUAACAGACGAAAAGAAGAAAUCUCUCCAUGAAAACAACAGGAAUUCCUUGCAGCAGAAUAAUGUUUUCACUCUCCUCUCCUGCGACUCCUCUCCUCAUCAAGUCCAUGGCCUCCCCUAAACCUGCCAACAGAGUUUCAGCAACCAAAAAGGGAUCCACUGUGUUCCCAGUAGGAGAGCCUGGUCCAAGACAGUUCAACACUGCCAACGGCUCGUCCCCAGUGAAGCUGCUCACCAAUGUGGAGAAGCUGAGACUGCUGACCAAGGCAGAGAAGGCAGGGCUCCUGUCUGCGGCAGAGAACCUCGGCCUCUCCCUCUCUGCAGUGGAGAGGCUCGGACUCCUCUCCAAGGCAGAGGACCUGGGGGUCCUCUCUGCAGCGACAGACCCGGCCACGCCCGGAGCUCUCCUCAGCUUGAGCCUAGUAUUGCUUGCUCUGGGCCCUCUCUGCGUCUAUCUCCUGCCUGAGGACUACCCCUGGGAAGUGGUGUUGCAGGUCGCGGUCGCUUUGUUCUGUGUGCUCGGUGGAUCUGCAGCCUUCGCAGCGUCCAAUUUCGUGUCGAAUUUGCAGAAAUCCAACUAAGACGGGCUUGUUGUGGAAUUCUCGAGCUUGUAAAAUUAACCAAGAAUCAGUUUUACAUAAAAGAAGACUUCUCGAGUUGCCAAUAUCA